Messenger RNA from Phyllostomus discolor (pale spear-nosed bat), 960 nucleotides. RefSeq lists its product as uncharacterized. The record is from RefSeq and is a predicted model, not a curated record. The transcript has 3 exons. NCBI's taxonomy places the organism in Eukaryota, Metazoa, Chordata, Mammalia, Chiroptera, Phyllostomidae. Gene Ontology annotation, molecular function: structural constituent of ribosome. Gene Ontology annotation, biological process: translation. Gene Ontology annotation, cellular component: cytosolic large ribosomal subunit; ribosome.
AUGGAUGGAAAAACAAGGGAAAGCUGCUGUGGCUCAUUAGCCACCCGAGGCUGCACUGGAGCAAUCGCAGCUGUGGCAGCUGACUCGGGAGACCAGGGUGUUCCUGAUGGCAGCAUGGCAGGGGUCUGCACAGGGCCAGGCCAGGGAGGGCAGAAGCCCUCGGGUCGAGUUAGGAGAUCAGAAAUAGACGUUAUACAAAAACACAACAAAACAAAGACUGUUGGAGUCAACUGUGAACGUGCCAUUGGCUUCUCGUACUGCUCUGCUGAGCUGCCUCCCGACUUCCACUUCAGGCAUGAGCAGCUCAAGGUGACCCUGUGCCCCAGGCAAGAAAGUGGCAGAACUUUCUGUGCUGGUGGUGCUCUCGCAAAUGUGGUGAACAUUGCUGAAACCCGUCAGACUUUCUGUAAGAAGUGUGGCUGGCAUCAACUCCACAAAGUGAUAUAGUACAAGAAGGGCAAAGAUCCUUUGUCUGCUCAGGGACACCAGCGUUGUCACAGGAAGCAGAGUGGCUGCGUUGGGCAGACUAAACCUAUUUUCCACAAAAAGGCUAAAGCUGCAAAGACGACCGUGCUGAGGCUUGAAUGUGUUGAGCACAGCAGCAGGUCUAAGAGAAUGCUGGGUGUUAAGACAUGCAAGCAUUCUAAACUGGAAGGAGGUAAGAAGAGAAAGAGUCAAGUGAUCCAGUUCUAACCUUCAUCUUUUGUUUUAUUAUGUAGUGAUAGAAUUCUGAGGAUAUGAUCUCUCCAAAAAGAAAAAAAGAAAAAAAAAGAUAGUAGCAGAACUAAGGUUCAGGUCCAUGUGUUUUGGAUGCUACUGUCAUAAUCUACCAACAAAAGGUCUCAAAGGUUUAUUCCCUGUGUUUCCUUCUACAAGUUUUAUAGUGUUAGCUCUUUCAUUUGGGACUUUGAUCCAUUUUGAGUUAUAGCAUGAGGUAAAGUUUCAACUUCAUUCUUUCGC